CACACACUGUUCUAUAAAUAUGCGCAACCAGGGCUACGUACAACUUACCUAUUGCUUUUAGUUCUUGUGGGCACACUCGCUUAAGAAACAGCGUAGCAAAACAAACUAAAAUCGGCUGCCAAGCUGACAAAACAGAAAAAAGUAUUAAAUGCAUACUUCUCAUACGAAUAUCGCCAUUAAAAGGCAACUCCGCUAUCGGGGUGAUGUCAGCGGCAACAUCAGUCAUAUUGAGGUACUUCCGGCAGAAGAAGCCCACAAACUGCCAAAGGUCAAGUCGCCAACAGCUGCGGAUGACGUUGGCGUUGCAGCAAUGAGUACUCAGCACCGACUCUUUAACGCCGGCUCAGAGACUAGCACAUUUUAUGACUUCUUCAAAGUGGAAAUGACGCGCGGCUAUAUGUUAGAGCAUGACGAAGAGCGGUAUUCUGCACGCCGGCAAAAGAUUUACAGCUUCAUGCGCAUUCCGCGAGAUCUGGAGCGCUUUAUGGUCUACGGAAUAAUGCAAUGCGCUGACUCCUUCCUCUAUAUCCACACAUUUCUGCCGGUGAGAUUUUUACUAGCCGUGUGGUCACUGCUGACACGGACUGUUGCUCGGAUUCUUCGAAUGCGUGGCGGCGGUCAGCGCCUGCUGUCUCCUGCAGAGAUUUGUGAUUUGCUCAAGGGCGCCAUUUGGAUAACGGUGACAUUGAUAAUGCUGCUCGUGGACACGAAUCGCGUCUAUCACAUCAUCAAAUCGCAGUCAAUAAUCAAGUUGUAUAUAUUCUACAAUAUGCUCGAGGUGGGCGAUCGCUUGCUCUCCGCCUUUGGACAGGACACAAUUGAUGCGCUUUUCUGGACGGCUACGGAGCCAAAGAACUCAAAACGUGAGCACUUCGGCGUGCUAACACAUAUUCUCUUUACUCUUAUUUACGUGUUCCUGCACAGUGGACUCAUCAUGUUUCAGGCAACCUGUCUAAAUGUAGCCGUUAAUUCGAACAACAAGGGUCUGCUCACCAUUAUGAUAUCGAAUAAUUUUGUCGAGCUCAAGGGAUCGGUAUUCAAGAAGUUCGAUAAGAACAACCUCUUUCAGUUGACCUGCAGCGAUGUGCGCGAACGUUUCCAUUUAAGUGUGCUGCUGUUCAUUGUGAUGAUACAGACGAUGAAGGAGUUCGACUGGAGCAUCACCCAGUUCUGUGUCAUGUUGCCCGACUGCUUUGCCGUGCUCUUCACCGAAAUACUUAUUGACUGGGUGAAGCACGCGUUCAUCACGCGAUUCAACGAGCUCCCCGAAAGCAUCUAUCGGGAGUACACGACGAGCUUGGCUUACGACAUGACGCAGACGCGACAGAAGCACGCCUUCUCUGAUCACUCGGACCUCGUGGCACGGCGCAUGGGCUUUAUACCAUUCCCGCUGGCUGUGGUACUCAUCAAAGCCAUCUAUACGGCGGUGUCCUUUCACAAUUUUGCCGCCUGGCUACUCUUUCUACUCGCCUAUAUAUUCGCACUGGGUCUACGCAUUUGCUUGACUAUCUGCGCUCUAGGGAAGGCGUGCAAACUAAUGAAGGAGCAUCAGACGGAAAGGAAUACUUCCACGCCCAGCAGCAUGACCAAUGUGCCCGUGAUUGGAGCAACGCCUGCUGGCUUACCCACCUCCAAUGUGCAAUUGCUAAACAACAACAAUAAUGUCAACAGCAGCACCAACAACGGAUCUUCCUUCAAGCCAACAAAUGCGGCCACUUUACCUUUGGAGCCAGUUUUGAAUUUCUCGCGUGCCACCUCGACCUCCACACCCAUGAAGGCAUCCUGCGAACAGGAGUUGGAUGUGACCAAUUCGCUGGAGUUGGGUGCCACUGCGCUGUUCUCCAACAGCGACGUUGACCUGGAUGAUGUCUGCCUCAAUGAGCAGGUGACGAAUGUCAAUUCAAAUGCCAAUAAUCAGGAGGUCUAUCAGGAUGAGGAGCUGGCACGGAGCGAGCCGGACCUAAUGCAGCUCAGCGAUGCCGUUGGGGCUGUGGCCAGUGUUACUGCUCACCUAGACCGCGCCAAGGGGUUGCCCAAGCGCACCCACAAGCGCUCCGAGUCGGAGCCAUUUAUGGGCGUGCAGAGUCUUAACGAGAAGCAAACUACUUCAGUUUCUGGCAACGCAACGUAGCUUUAACUGAUUAGUUAAUUACUAAUUUUUAUUUUGCGUGUGCUGCUGUAAAUCGGGAUUGGAAAUUGGAUUAUGUGUAUGUAUGCCUAAGUAAAAUGAAUUUAUAUAUG
Messenger RNA from Drosophila navojoa, 2241 nucleotides. RefSeq names its product protein TAPT1 homolog. Gene Ontology annotation, biological process: positive regulation of cilium assembly. The record is from RefSeq and is a predicted model, not a curated record. Gene Ontology annotation, cellular component: ciliary basal body; endoplasmic reticulum membrane. Lineage: Eukaryota; Metazoa; Arthropoda; Insecta; Diptera; Drosophilidae.